GAGCGCGCGGAGAUGCGGCGCGCCAGCCGAGACUACUCCAAGUACUUGCGCGGCGCCGAGGAGCCGGAGGGCUCCCCGCCGCUGCCUUCCCUGCCCGCACCGCCUCCGCCGGCCGCGCAGACCCCCGCCGCGCCCGCCUCGCGCUCGCUGCUGGCUGCGCUGGCGCUGCUGGGCCUCGGCCAGGUGGUCUGCAGCAUCGCGCUCUUCCUCUACUUCCGAGCGCAGAUGGACCCUAACAGAAUUUCGGAAGAAGAUACGCAUUGUCUGAGAACCUUUCUGAGACUCCAGGGGAAUAUAGACCUGCAGGAAACAACCUUGGCAAACCAAGAAACAAGGCUGCUGUCUGAAUCGUGCAGAAGGAUGAAGCAGGCAUUUCAAGGAGCGAUGCAGAAGGAAGUCCAACGUAUUAUUAUUGGCAAGGAUCAGUCAAGAUCAGAUAAAUCUACAAUGGGAGCGUCAUGGUUAGAUUUGCCCAAGAAAAACAAGCCUGACAGAGCACCCCUUGCCCACCUCAUAAUCGAUGGCAAUAAAAUCCCAGCUGGUACCAAAAAAGUGAACCUUACAUCUUGGCAUCACGACAAAGGCUGGGCAAACAUACUGAAUAUGACAUUCAGCGAUGGAAAAUUGGAAGUCAAUCAUGAUGGCUUUUAUUAUCUGUACACCAAUGUAUGCUUUAGACACCAUGAAGCUUUGGGAAACCUAACUGGACAAAUUCUGCAGUUGAUGGUAUAUGUCAUGAAAACAGAUGCUAAAAGGAGAAACCCUGUAGUUUUGAUGAAAGGAGGAAGUACAAAGAAUUGGUCCGGAGACUCAGAAUUUCAUUUUUAUUCUGUAAAUGUAGGAGGGUUUUUCAAACUGAAAUCUGGUGAAAUAAUAAGUAUCCAGGUAUCAUACCCAUCAUUACUGGAUCGCUCUCCGGAAGGUACUUACUUUGGGGCCUUUAAAAUAAGGGAUAUCGAUUGAGUUUUGCUACAGGAUUUUUCAGAGGGGAAGUAGCCUAUUCAUUCAACUGGACCAGAUUACGGGAGAUGUGAUGGAACAGCUUUUAGGAUCCAAUUGUACAGGAACGAACAUUUCUCCGUAGACCAGGGGUAGUCAAUGUGGUGCUCUCCAUCUCUUCUUGGACCACAACUCCCAUAACUACUGGCCAUUGAAGAGGCUGACUAGGGGUUGAUGGGAGUUGUACCCCGAGAACAUCCGGUGAGCACCACAUUGGCCAUCCUUGUUGCAGACAUUCUUCUCUACAGCUCAGUUGCACUUAGGAUACUUCAUUUCCCAAUUCUUAAUUUGAAAUUUAUUUGUGAAGAUUAUUGGGUUAUGGAUUUGGGAUAUGUGGAUAUAAAUUGGCAGCAGUCCAUAACAACAUCUAAACUAUUUUUUUUAGAGACUUACUUGAAAAUCCGAGCACACUUUUCGUGAUGCUCGAGAAACAAAAGGUGGAAUCCGGACUAAGUUAGUUGCUUGCAAGUUCCAUUGAAAUCAAUAUUUUGGGGGAACUAAAUGCAACUAACUUACAAAACCAUCCUGUACAUAUCUACUCAGAAGUAAAUCCCAGGGAGUUCAAUGGGGUUUACUCCUAGGUAAGUGUGUAAAGGAUUCCAGCUUUCAUUUUGAUGGGAGAUUUAGAAGUGCGGAUUUUUAACAUUUGUUUUGUUUUGCAUGUUUGGUCUGCAAAGCAACCUGUAUACUGAUGGCACUUUUAAAUAAACAUUAGUACUAUUUCCCCCCAUAACCAAAGCAUUUGAAAAGCCAAUUUUAUUUUGCCCAUUUUAAAAGUCUCUCUAGACCUGGUUUCAGGGAAAAUGUUAGAAUCUUUAAUUAAAAACAGAAUUGCCACUUCUCCUUGUUUGUUUUCCAGAUGAUGAAAAUAUUUGUUCUUCUGCAGGCAGAAUUGCAUCUGGUGUGUGUUGUAUUUUGUACCUAUGUGCCUUCAUUUGCUUUCUUUUUGUCCCACUCCCCCCAACCCCCUCUGGCCAAGGGAUAUGGCGCCAAAGGUUCCAGUGUUGUACAUUUUGUAACUUCUGGCACUGAAGUUGUUCCUCAUGAAUUUCUCCUGCAAUGUAAGAGUGCUUUUCCUGUUGUGAUGGAAGACCAGCAAUGAAAGAGGAAGAAGCUAUUGCUUAUCUAGGUGACACUGCAAGUGGGGGGUGAUUGACUAUUCGACAAUGCAGUGAUUGUUGUUGUUUAGUCGUUUAGUCGUGUCCGACUCUUCGUGACCCCAUGGACCAUAGCACGCCAGGCACUCCUGUCUUGCACUGCCUCCCGCAGUUUGGUCAAACUCAUGUUCGUAGCUUCGAGAACACUGUCCAACCAUCUCGCAGUGAUAAUUUUUUAAAAGGUUAUAUACAUCUACCAAGGGACCCAGGUGGCGCAGUGGGUUAAACCACAGAGUCUAGGGCUUGCUGAUCAGAAGGUCGGCGGUUCGAAUCCCUGCAACGGGGUGAGCUCCCGUUGCUCGGUCCCAGCUCCUGCCCACCUAGCAGUUUGAAAGCACAUCAAAGUGCAAGUAGAUAAAUAGGGACCGCUCCGGCGGGAAGGUAAACGGUGUAUCCCUGCGCUGCUCUGGUUCGCCAGAAGCAGCUUUGUCAUGCUGGCCACAUGACCCGGAAGCUGUCUGCGGACAAACGCCGGCUCCCUCGGCCUAUAGAGUGAGAUGAGCGCCGCAACCCCAGUCGGACACGACUGGACCUGAUGGUCAGGGGCCCCUUUACCUUUAUACAUCUACCAAGAGUUUAAGUGCCUAUCUAAACAUACCAUAUUUUUUCUGUCUAUAAGAUGCCCCUAUGUAUAUAAGAUGCCCCCUAUUUUGGGGGAGUCAGAUUUAAGAAAACGGGGGAGAUGCAUCCAUGUAUAAGACGCCCCCUGAUUUCUGACAUUAUUUUUAAGGGGGGGAAACGUAGUCUUAUACACAGAAAAAUACGGUAAUUGAGUUGGAUCCAGAUUAAAGUUAGUUGAACUUUGACUCCAUUGAAAUCAGUGGAAAAUGUUAAUCAUAACUUUAGUCCCAUUGAUUCUGGUAGGAAUUAAAUUCAGCUAAUUUAAUCUUGAUGUAACCUGUAAUGUCUAGAAACACAUUUAACAUGCAGAUCCUCCCAUCAAAGGUCCAGGGUUGUCAGUGUGUCACAACCUGUGUUUGCUGCCAUCAAAUGUGUACGGCAUAGUCAGCGUGCUGAGCAAUGGUUUUUUCGGAAAACAACAACCAGGGUUUAGCAAAGGAGAUGUUCAAGGUUGUAACGGCAGACCCAAGGGAUGUUCCCACUUGGAGUGUCAAGAGGUGCUAAUAAAAUAUAGUUAGGUGUGGGAAGGCGUUGAUUGUUCCUUGCAAGAAGUAAUCUUUAAAGCAUGAAGCAUUUGACAUGAGUCCAUCAAAAUGAAUUCAGCAUGCUUUUUUUUUAAAUUAAGAAAACUCCUUAAAUUGCUCAAUAGGAGCUAGAGCACAGGUGGGCAACUAGUUUGAAUGCAGGGACCCCCCCCCAUUUUCUAAGCUUCCAGCCUUCUUUGUAUGUCACAACUGCCCUGUAAUUUCAUGUGCUUUCAGUAAGAAACACCUUCCCUUCUGUGUGCCACCGUGUCUGGUGUGAGGCUUGCUACAGAAAUGACUAAGCGCUGGAAUUAUGCUGGCUUGGUUUAUGUGCAACAACCAAGCCUCAGGUUCAUACACCCCACCCCCACCCCACCCCACCUGCCCUUCACAUACAAGAGAAGGAGAUUUAAAGCUUCAGUGCUUUGUCUAGAACAGACAUCCCCAAACUUCGGCCCUCCAGAUGUUUUGGACUACAAUUCCCAUCUUCCCCAACCACUGGUCCUGUUAGCUAGGGAUCAUGGGAGUUGUAGGCCAAAACAUCUGGAGGGCCGCAGUUUGGGGAUGCCUGGUCUAGAAGAACAUGCAGUUUGUAAACCUGGUCUUCUUAACCCAGCACAGAAGCUUUUUGAUCUAUGUUCCUGGAGAUGUCCCUUCUUCCCUGCAGCCAUGCCACGGAAAAGGUUCCUGUGGCAUGUACAAUAUAACCCCAGGUUAGAAUCAACUUCUUAGUCAUUAGCUGAUAAAAUUAUUUGAGGCUGGCCUGAUCUGUUAAGCUUCUUGAGAUUCUCUGGUUCUGCAGUUGGCUUGCCAUUGUACAAGAAAGAAGAUAGGAGUCCCACACAUUGAGCACUGAGCCUUUUUUAAUUUGAAAGGAAGCCCUGCCAAUGGAUUCUCAGCCUCACGCAGAACUUGCAAAUCCAUAAGUCCCCCCCCCCAAAAAAAGGCAAAAUGGGUAUUUUUAUAUUCUGUAAUAUCAAGUUAUAUUUCAGGUGUAUGUUUUGUUUGAAAAAAAUCUUUAAUUUAUAUUUGUCCUAAAGUAUUUGAUACAAAAUAUUUAAAAAACUUACUGUAUGUGUAUUUAAUGUUUGAAAAUUGUAUAGAUAACUGGUGCACUUUGUUAAUCCCGUUGGGGGGAAAACUGCAGCUAAUAUGAUCAUUUGCUACUAGCAAAUGUGAUGUUUCUUGGUGUUUUAUUAAUUUAACAGCUUCUCUUCGAUCUGAUCAGUGUUACUGAGAAGUCAAGGGCCAAGUAUCAUUAGACGACUGUUGAUAAUUUUAGGUACUUUUUGCAUCUCCAAAAAUUCUUCAUUCUAGCAAAGUCCUUCCACGUCAUGUUGGAAUUCUUGAGGGAGAAAGAAUUGGGUUCUUUCAGGAAGGGCUGAGAAAUGGCAGUAAUGUUUUCAAGAUUGUGCCUUUGAAAUAGAUUAACACCGCACAGCUGGGAAUAUGGAAAAGUAUGCGGCAGACAAAGCGAUUUGUUAAGAGUAUUUAUGUAAUUGUUCAACAGACUUUUUAUCCUAUUGCAAAUGUUGUUAUACUGUAAAUGCUGUCAUAGAUUUUUGCAAUACAAACCUAUUCCCAAUAAAUGCAUAGAGGCCCAUGUUACUAUUAUUUUAUAUUGUAUAAUAAGCAUUGCUUUUGAAUGCUAUGACUUUUU
This is a messenger RNA of Zootoca vivipara (common lizard), 4961 nucleotides long. RefSeq names its product TNF superfamily member 11 (gene TNFSF11). NCBI's taxonomy places the organism in Eukaryota, Metazoa, Chordata, Lepidosauria, Squamata, Lacertidae. Gene Ontology annotation, cellular component: membrane. The record is from RefSeq and is a predicted model, not a curated record. Gene Ontology annotation, molecular function: tumor necrosis factor receptor binding. Gene Ontology annotation, biological process: immune response.